Messenger RNA from Emiliania huxleyi CCMP1516, 363 nucleotides. RefSeq lists its product as hypothetical. NCBI's taxonomy places the organism in Eukaryota, Haptophyta, Isochrysidales, Noelaerhabdaceae. The coding region runs from base 1 to 363 and encodes 120 amino acids. The transcript has a single exon. The record is from RefSeq and is a predicted model, not a curated record.
AUGCUGCCAUCCGUCGAGAACGUAUACGCCUUUGGUUGCUUGUGCGCUGCCGUUAUCCCUGUGCCUCGUCGUGAGGGCGAUCGCCACUUUGCUGACCGCGGUGGCAUGGGCCUCUACCUCGGACCUUCUGAAGUCAGCCCUGGACGCGUCGUGUAUUUGUUUGCGUCCAAGGUCAUCCAGGUCGUCGCCAAAAUUCGCGUUUGGGAAGAUCAGUUCCCUGGACUCAAGGGGCAUCGAUACUCUUGGUUUCCCAGCAGCGAAUCGCUUCCGCCCGACAGCGGAAUUGCCGAGUCUACCUCUGCUCCGCCCGUACGCGCCGGCCCCGCUGAUGCCACAUCGCCGAAGGACCCCAGGGCCGGAUGA